AUGGUGCUGGUGUUGGUGGUGUGGUCAUUGGUGGUGGUGUUGGCAAAGGUGUCAUUCUUGGAUUUGGCAAUAGCAGGAGGGCGUCAACCCGGCAGCCGCCUGAUGGGAAGUUCCCCGGCCUCCUCUUUCAUGGGCAGUUUCCUCACCAGCAGCCUGGGCUCGGCCACCUCCACGCACCCCAGCGGGGCCGCCUCCUCCCCCUCCGAGCAGGCCUACCGCAGCUCUCACCCCGCCGCCUCCCAGAUCUGGUUCUCCCACUCCCACGAAGCUCCAGGGUACCCCAGGUUUUCGGGGAGUCUGGCAUCCACCUUCCUACCCGUGAGCCACUUGGAUCACCAUGGAAACAGCAACGUUCUCUACGGGCAGCAUCGUUUCUAUGGAACCCAAAAAGAUAACUUCUACCUGCGAAACCUGCCCCCGCAGCCCACCCUCCUGCCUGCCAACCACAACUUCCCUGCCGUGGCCCGGGCCGCCCCUGCCCACCCCAUCGGCUCCUGUAGCCGUGACCGGGGCGAGGCCAGCCCUCUGCAGAAGGGUCCCAAGGAGUUUGACCGCUUCCUCCUGGGCAGAGAGAAGGCCGGCAGGGCAGCAGAGGGCAAGGAGCGGCCUGCGGCAGCAGAGGACGGUGGCAAGGAGCGGCACAAGCUGGUGCUGCCCGUGCCAGCCGACGGGCACUGCAAAGAGGGUGGCCCAGUGCCCCGCAGCGCUUGCGAGGCCCGCCCCAAGCACCUCACCUCCUGCCUGCUCAAUGCCAAGGUGCUCAACGGCGAGAUGGGCAAGGCCACGCCGGCCAGCUGUGCGGGGGGCAUGCUGGGGCGGCCAGGCAUGGGGAUGGCGGCCGCUGGGCGCUGCACAAAGGAGGCGGCGGGCCCCGCGGAGCCUGGGCCAGCCUUCAGCGAGUGCCUGGAGCGGAGGCAGAUGCUGCACCAUGCAGUGUCCCAUGCAGUGCCCUACACGGUGCCAUCUGGCCUGACCGCUGGGCCACCCCCGCCACUUAGCACAGCUGCCGGCUCCUUCCCCUGCCUGCAGUUGCAUGCCGGCCCGGACGGGCUCUGCCCGCUGCAGGACAAAGUCUCCCGGGACCUAAAGGCCAGCGGGCCCACCUUUGUGCCUUCCGUGGGACACUUGGCGGACAAGAGCCGCCCCUUCCAGGCGGCCGAGGCCUGUGCUGUGGUGGGAGAGGGCAAGGACCAGCACCUGGAUGGGGCCAUGGCUCCCGACCAUGCCACGCCCUACGGAGUCUCCUAUGCCCACCUGAAGGCCGAGGGCAGGGGCGAGUGGAGGCCUGGGGGCUUCGAGGCAGCCCUUAACCCCCGGCUAAAGGGCCUGGAGUAUCUCAAUAGUGCAGGCCCUGAGGCCUCCUUCUCCGGACUCCCCAAGGGCGGUCUGGACAAAAGCAGCUACUUUGAGUUGCCCGUCCCUUCACAGGACUGUGCCCGGCCCAGUCACCAAGACCCUCUGGGUGGGAAGGCCCCCCAGGCCUGUUGCACUUUAGACAAGACGGCCAGCAAGGAGGCCCCUGCCAGCCUCCCCGGGGCCCAGAAGGUGGCCAGGAUUCGGCACCAGCAGCACUUGGUGGCCCCCGAGGUGGAGCCAGGGGGUAGUGGGGCCGAGGCCACACGCAAGCCCCUAGAGCUGGCUUCCCUGGGCUACGGCGGGCCCCACCUGCCCCCAUGGAGCGUCCAGGCAGGCCAGGGCACCUCCAUGGCCAUCAGUGAGGAGCGCAAGGGCGGCCCCUACCUGGACCCCUUUGGCAGCGGCCUUCAGCAGGCGGCCCUCCUGUCCCAGGAGUUGCCCACCCCGCCAGACGAGGUCUCGGCCAUGAAGAACCUGCUGAAGUACAGCAACCAAGCUCUGGUCGUGGGCCAGAAGGCGCCCUUCGUGGGCCUGGGCAGCCUCAAAGCCAGCUGCGUCCAACAGGAGGCAAAGUUCCCGGCCUCCAAGGGCCCAGGCCAUGUGGAAAGGCCGGACUGCGCCCGCAGCCGGGAGCACGAGGCCCCACAUGGCGACGGGGAGGUGCGGCAGCCACCUGUGGGCAUCGCAGUGGCCUUGGCCAGGCAGAAGGACACUGUGAGUCGGUCUGAGACAUCCUACAGCACCAACGCUGGGCGGCAGGGCCGGGCCGCCCCUGCCUUCAAAGCUGGCAGCGGGUCCCGCUCCGUGCACACACUGGACCUGGAGGCCGAGGAGGAGCGGGCACGGCUGUGUGAAGAUCGCCUGGGGCUGGCCGGCCGCGAGCUGCUGCUGCAGGACAACAAAGACCUCGUGGAAUUUGCCCGGAUCCAGAAUUUGUCCAGCAGCUGCCCCGGAGACCUGGCCCCCCACCUCAUGGUGCAGAGCAGCCAGCUGGGCGGGGACCCGGCCACCCACCCCCACCCCGCGCACCCACCCUGGCUGCCCCGCACCCGCAGCCCCUCCUUGUGGAUGGGGGGACAUUCCUAUGGCCUGGGGCACCCCGCCCUGCACCAGAACCUGCCCCCCGGCUUUCCCACCUCGGUGCCCAGCUCCAUGCCCUCCGUCUUCCCCCUCCCCCAGGACGCCCCUGCACAGCUCGUCAUCCUGCCCUCGGAGCCUGCACCCCACACCGCCCCCCAAGCACUCGCUGAUGUCAUGGACCAGGCCUCGCUGUGGCCCCCCAUGUAUGGGGCCCGGGGCCCCGCCUCCCACAUGCAGCACCCCGGUCAGCUCCCCGUGUACCCACGCUCCCAGCUCCUGCGGCAGCAGGAGCUCUACGCCCUGCAGCAACAGCAGCAGCAGCAGCAGAAGCAUCGCAGCGCCCAGGCCCUAGAGCUGCAGCGGGCAGCCCAGUUCCAGCGGAAACCUGAGGACCACCACCUGGAGCUGGAGGAGCCCACCCAGGAGAAGGCCCUGAAGUCCACUCACAAGCCAGUUGCCUUAACCCCCAUGGCCAAGGGCGCCCCCUCACCUGCCACUGCAGGCCCCGUCAAGCUGUCACCCUGCUGCCAUUCGCCCGCCCUGAAGCCCCCCACCAGCUGCCCUGCAUCACCACCACGUUCCAGCGCCCCCUGCACUUUAUCCGUGUGCCCUGCUGGCAGCCCCGGGCCUGGCUCCAGUGUGCCCAGUACCGAGGACAAGAGCGGGACGGGCCGGCGGCCCAGAGCCGACCUCUCCACACUGGAGUCAGACCUGCCUUCCGGAUGUGUGCGCCCCCCGGCCGGCCUGGGCUUCUCCUCUCUGCCCUCUGACCUGCCCUCGUCUGACCUCACAGACCCCGAAACUAUGCAAACCGCUGCCCCGGGGGCCCAGCCCGAGCCGAUGAGGACGUUCCUGCCCAGGGAGCCACCGCCCUGCAGCCCUGGGGGCCUGGAGGAGCCCGGGCUGCUCUCAAGAGCCAGGGAGGCCACCCAGGACCUCGCCGCCACCCCCCACCCCGCCGAGCGGGGACCCCCAGGGAAGGCAGCAGACCCUAGUCCAUUUGAGGGGCUACAAGAACUGCAAUGCGGGGCCAUCCUUGAGGGAGUGGACCCCGAGGCCACUGACCAGGCUGAUUCUACUCAGGGAGGGGCACAAGAGGAGAGGACCACAGGGGAGGGGCGGGAGGAGGGAGAGCGGGCACCCUCAUCAGAGGCCCCCCUGCCAGCCCUGGAGCAGCGGGCAGGGAGCCUGGGUGCCCUGGACAAGGAGGAUGAGGGCGAGAGGCAGACCCCGGAGGCGGCGGGGCUGGAGGACAAUGCGACCACAUUUGAGGAGGACGAGCGUCAGGAGGAAAGUCUCGAGGACGAGGAAGAGGACUUGGGGGUGGCUCCUGGCAACAGCCCUGCACCCAGGGCACUGCCAGGCCUGGACGCCUUGGUGGCUGCCACCAUUGAUCUAGGGGACCUGCCCAGCAUCAGCCCACUGGACUCUCAGCCCCCGGUGGCCUCUGAGCCCCCCAGCACAGCCCCCCUGCCCCAUAGCUCAGGGAUUCAUGGGAUCGCACUGCUCAGUGAGCUGGCUGACUUGGAGAUCCAGCGGCAGAGGAGCGAGCAGGCCCUGCAAGCAGAGGAGGAGGACGUGCUGGCCUUCAACCUGCAGCAUCUGGCCACGCUGGCCACAGCCUGGUCCCUGGUGGAGGCCGCAGGCCUGGACAGCUCAGCCGCCUCAGCCCAGACCUCUGCUGCUGACACCUGCCGCGGCCCCAGGCUCACUGCCCGCAUGCAGAUCCUGCAGCGCAAGGACUCCUGGACCCCCAAGACCAAGCCUGUGUGCCCGCUGAAGGCCGCCAUCGACCGGCUGGACACGCAGGAGGUGGAGAUGCGCGUGCAGCUGGCGGAGCUGCAGCGGCGCUACAAGGAGAAGCAGCGGGAGCUGGCCCGCCUGCAGCGCAGGCGCGACCACGAGAGAGACGAGAGCUCACGGAGCCCUGCUCGGCGGGGGCCUGGCCGGCCGAGGAAGCGCAAACACUCUGGCUCGCUGCCCACCCUGCGCCCCGGGGGCCAGCUCGCCAGGAGCGACAGCAAGAAAGUGAAGGCAGUGCGGACCAGCCUGAGUCUGCUGUGUGCGGAGCUGCGAGGCAGCCAGGAGCCUGCGAAGAAGCGGAGCAAACUGGAAAAGAGUGUCUACGCAGGCCUGCAGACCGCCAUGAAGGUGCGAUGCAAGAAGAGCCGCAGCCAGGCCGAGCUGGUGUCCUCAGGGGCCCACAAGGUGGCCCAGCUGAAGCCGAAGGUCAAGAGCAAGGGGCUGCCUGCUGGCCUCAGCACCUUCCAGCGGAAGGAGGCUGCCCCAAGCGGGCGCAUCCGGAAGAAGCUGUCCCGAGCCAAGAGCACCACGGUGUCUGGGGCAACCCGGCACCCACCGCCUGAUGGCCACGGGGGCAGGGAGAUGCCCAAGUUCCCAGCCCGGCCGGUGGUGGCCGCGGCACACAAGGCAGGCAAUGGCUAUGACAGCGAGGACUGUGGGGGUCUUUUGGAGACAGAAGCACCUCCCAAGGAGCCAGGGCUGGUGCUGCACGCGGGGACCGGCGUGGCUGUGCUGGGACCUUCACCCUCCUCUGUGGUCAAGAUGGAAGCCAACCAGAAGGCCAAGAAGAAGAAGGAGAGACAGGGGCUGCUAGGGGCCUGCCGCCUGUCCAGCCCUGAGAGCGAGGUCAAGAUCAAGAGGCGGACAGCGAAGGCCAAGGUGGGCACCAAGCUGGAGCUGGCCCCGGGGCGGAGGCCACCAGGUGCACCAGGCAAGAAGAAAGCCAAGGGCAAGGCCAGAGGUGGCCUGCGGGCAGAGCCAGGGGCCACUCCCAGCAGGGACACCCUCUUCAGCCCCACCCGGGCCUUUGCCUGCCGGGAGGAGGGCAGCAAGCUGGCCAGCGAGCGCCUCAAGAGAGCCACACGCAAGAGCACCGUGCUGCAGCCAGUGCUGAGGCGGAAGAACGGGGCCCUGUCCAUCGCCCUGUCGGCCCGCAAUGCCAAGGCCAUCCUGGGGAAGAGCCGGAAGCUGGGCAAGGUGAAGAGCAAGGCGGUCGGCAAGCAGGGCGAGGGCCGGGCAGUGAGCCGGCUGCUGGAGAGCUUCACGGUGGAGGACGACUUCGAGUUUGGUGACAACAGCAGCUUCUCGGAAGACGAGGAGGACGAGGAGGACGAGGCCAGUGGCCCCCUGAGCGCGGAGCAGAGCGCUGCCCUGGCGCGCUCCUGCACCAUCCGCAGGGAGGACCUGCAGGACGGGCUGCCUGUGCUCAUUCCCAAGGAGGACAGCCUGCUGUACGCGGGCAGCGUCCGGACCCUGCAGCCCCCUGACAUCUACAGCAUCGUCAUCGAGGGCGAGAGAGGCAACCGGCAGAGGAUCUACUCGCUGGAGCAGCUGCUGCAGGAGGCGGUUCUCGAUGUCCGGCCACAGUCCAGCCGGUUCCUCCCCCCAGGCACACGGGUCUGUGCCUACUGGAGCCAGAAGUCCCGUUGCCUGUACCCAGGCAACGUGGUCCGAGGCACCUCCAGUGACGAGGAGGAAGACCUGGACUCCGUGGUGGUGGAGUUUGAUGACGGGGACACCGGCCACAUCGCCGUCUCCAACAUCAGGCUGCUGCCUCCAGACUUCAAGAUCCAGUGCACAGAGCCCUCUCCAGCCCUGCUGGUGUCCAGCAGCUGUCGGAAGACCAAGAAAACAUCCAGCGAGGCCCCCCCACCCAGUGAAGCCACCACCCCCAGCCUUUCCCCCAAAGCACAGGACGGCUCUGAAGCCUCAAAGACCCCUGGAAAGAAAUCCAUCUGCAAAGACAAAGCUGGCAAAGCUGAACUCCUAACCUCAGGUGCCAAGUCCCCCACGGGACCUUCAGACCACUUCCUGGGGCGCCGGGGCAGCCCCCUGCUGAGCUGGUCGGCGGUGGCGCAGACCAAGCGGAAGGCGGUGGCUGCAGCUUCGGCCGGCAAAGGGCCGGGGGUGCUGCAGAACCUCUUCCAGCUCAAUGGCAGCGCCAAGAAGCUGCGGGCCCGCGAGGCUCUGUUUCCCGUGCACGGCGUGGCGGCACCCGUGUUCGGCAACGGCUUCCGUGCCGACUCCUUCAGCAGCCUGGCCGGCUCCUACUCGCCCUUCAGUGGCGAGGCCGGGCCCGGCCUGCCCGGGGGGGCGCACAGGCUGCUGCGGGCCAAGAAGGCCGAGCGAGCGGAGGUCGAGAAGGGCGGGCGGCGGCGGACAGCCGGCGAGUUCCUGGUCAAGCUGGACCACGAGGGCGUGACCUCCCCCAAGACCAAGAGCUGCAGGGCGCUGCUCGUCGGGGACAAGGACUUCGGCCCCAAGCUGGGGCGGCCCCUGCCCAGCCCCAGCUACGUGCACCCGGCCCUCGUGGGCAAGGACAAGAAGGGGCGGGCGCCUGUCCACCCGCUGCCCAUGGGCCUGGCGCUGCGCAAGUACGCGGGCCAGGCCGAGUACCCAUUGCCCUGCGACAGCGACUGCCACAGCUCCUACUCGGACGAGGAUGAGGACGGGCCAGGGCUGGCAGCCGGCGUGCCCUCCCGCUUCCUCACCCGCCUGUCCGUGUCCUCAUCCUCGUCCGGCUCGUCCACCUCCUCCUCCUCAGGCUCCGUGUCCACCUCCAGCCUCUGCUCCUCGGACAACGAGGACUCAUCCUACAGCUCGGAUGACGAGGACCCGGCCCUGCUGCUGCAGACCUGCCUCACCCACCCGGUGCCCGCCCUCCUGGCCCAGCCCGAGGCACUGCGUUCCAAGGGGAGCGGCCCCCACGCGCACGCCCCGCGCUGCUUCCUGUCCAGGGCCGCGGUGGCCGGCGCGGGCCCCAGCAGCGGCCAGUCCAAGCUCACGCGGAAGGAGGGCCUGAGCUUCUCCAAAGCCAAAGAGCUUUCCCGGAGGCAGCGGCUGCCCUCCGUGGAAAACCGGCCAAAGAUCUCAGCCUUCCUGCCGGCCCGGCAGCUCUGGAAGUGGUCGGGGAGCCCCACGCAGCGGCGGGGCAUGAAGGGGAAGGCCAGGAAGCUGUUCUACAAGGCCAUCGUCCGGGGCAAGGAGACGCUGCGCACUGGGGACUGUGCGGUCUUCCUGUCGGCCGGGCGGCCCAACCUGCCCUACAUCGGCCGCAUCGAGAGCAUGUGGGAGUCAUGGGGCAGCAACAUGGUGGUCAAGGUCAAGUGGUUCUACCACCCUGAGGAGACCAAGCUGGGGAAGCGCCAGAGCGACGGGAAGAAUGCGCUGUACCAGUCCUGCCAUGAGGACGAGAACGACGUGCAGACCAUCUCCCACAAGUGCCAGGUCGUGGGGCGCGAGCAGUACGAGCAGAUGGCCCGGAGCCGCAAGUACCAGGACCGGCAGGACCUCUACUACCUGGCGGGCACCUAUGACCCCACCACCGGGCGCCUGGUGACGCCGGACGGCGUGCCCAUCCUGUGCUGAUCCCCUGCCUGGCGCCGGUACAUGGAGCCCCGGGUGGCAGGAGGCCCCACACCUCCCAGGGGCCGGUCUGAGCAAAUAUGGAAGCCCACCAAGGCGAGAUCCAGGCGUUUCUAUGGUUUUCCCUGGAGAGAGAGCUCUUAGGCAUCGGAACCCAGUCCCACCCCCGCUGCGGAGGGCCCGUGGCGCCCCCGGCGCUGCUGUCUGUUUUCCGCACCGGCAGUUCAUGUGAGAUUAGAAUCCAAGCCAUAUUUCCCUAGUACCUCCGACUGUCUCCCACCAGGGAAAGCAGAAAUCAGGUGUGUUGUCUAUUUAUUUCUCUGUGUAAAUAUUGUAUUUCUGCGGGGAAGUUUUAUGGAAAAAAAGUGGAAAAGGAUUUUUUCCCACCUGUGUGACGAGGGUGUGUGCGUGUGUGUGUGUGUGCAUGUGCGUGCGUGCAGGGGUUUUGUUCUGGGAGUUUCUUUGGAAAUGCACUGUUCUCAGCCUAGCUGAGCCGGCUCGCACGCCUGUGACGACAGAGGUGGCGGGGCCCCUUGUGCACAGCUGCUCAUCUCUUGGGACGAUGACAUAAGAUGGAAGGUCACACUGGGGUUUAUUUCCUUUUGGUACAUCUGGGGAAAAAAAGGAUGGAAGGGGCAGUGCUGAGGGUCCCACAGGGAGGAAGGGAUUUUAGAAGCAGAGCUGAGAGGCGGGAGCAGCAGACGCGGCCCUGGAGUGUGGUGGCGGUCACGUAUCUUACCUCUGCUUAAAGCAAGACAAAAAUGAACAACUCUGCUAAAGUAUCAGUGAGAAGGAGUGGCGUCUUGAUUUUAUUUCCUGGAUAGUCCAAGUUGUUUCUGAUUUCCGUUUCCACGGCCAGUUUGUCUGACAGAGGGGGGUCGAGCCCUCCCUGUGUCCUCGCCGCACUGGGGGAGCAGGUCGCUGUGCCGGCCCCGCCAGCCCGACGCUCCAUUCCCGGCGGCAGCAGGGCAGGGGCACGGCCCACUUGGGGAGGCCCAGGGCUCCACCCGACUCCCUGCUCGCCAUCAAGUGGGCGGAUGUGAAAGAUGCCCCUUUCCCCACCCGAGACACCCUCCCUAUGCCCCAGGACCUUGCCAGCCCGCUUGGUUCCCGUGGUGGCCAGGCCAGGCCAUAGGUGCUGGGGCCAGAGUGGGGAAGAAGAGUCACAAGGCAGGCCACGCCCGCGCCCGCCCAAGGAGGAAGCCCUCGCCGUGCCUCCCCUUCCCAUGGGUCCCUCUGCUUGCCCGGCUCCGAUGGAGGGGACUUUUCUGCAGCCACUUGGCAGGCCAGGUGGGCUGUGCCUGGGGCAUAGGAGGAGGGCCCUCCCGACCCCAGAGCUCACACCCUGGCCCCCGUCCUUUAUCCCACAGCCAGGAGAGGCAGGCCACCCCUGCGCACAACAGCCCUCGUCCUCAGAGGUGUGCUGGGGGCCACGUGCCCCACGUCCCACCAUGCAGGAAAGCCCCCAAGUCAGCCACUGCUCCUAGGAUGAGGAAGGUCCCUGGGAAGCAGAGGUGUUCGUGGGUGCCCCACACCCCAGCCCGGGGCCUUUCACUGCUCAGGCCACCUGGGAUCCCAGCUGCAGAGCCUUAUUUCUCUCGCCUGCUGCCCAGCUCCCCCAAAGGCUGCUCCUGGUGGCUCCCCAGCAAGCUCGAGGGCGGGAGGGGGCCGUUUCGUGGGAGGCGGGGUCCCCCGCCCCUGCUGUCCCGCUCCCAGCCCCAAGUCCACCCUCGGUCUCAGCACGAGUGCAAUAGUUCACCCCGGGCAGCCAUCUGGGGAGCUGGCCGGCCGGGUCCUGCUGGCGGCUCAGGGACCAGAGCCGUCGGUGAAGACGCGCGGCACAGGGUUAAGGCUGUUCCAAGCCCCACGUGCCCGGGAGCGCGGCGGAAGCCCGGCCUUGGCUGCCUGCCCUCUCCCCUCUGCUGCUGGGUGUCCUCCUGUCCUCUGUUUCCCCUCCCUCCGCCCGUCCCUUGCUCUCGCGUUCUCGCGGAUGGCGUCGCCCCCACCCCUCUAACCGUGGUUAAACGUGGCGAAAGCACGAUUUUUGUAAAUGUGUAAACUAAGAGGAUGGUUGGAUUUUUUUUUCAAUGUAAACACUAAAAACAAAACAAAAAAACACAAAGGUUUUAUGAGCAGCAAACUCUAUGUAAAGGCGUUUUAGUAUUAAAUUUUUUAUUGAUAACUUGCUUAAGAAUAAAUAUAUGAACUAUUGUACAGGUC
Galeopterus variegatus (Sunda flying lemur) is the source of this 10044-nucleotide messenger RNA. RefSeq names its product BAH domain and coiled-coil containing 1 (gene BAHCC1). The transcript is spliced from 27 exons. Lineage: Eukaryota; Metazoa; Chordata; Mammalia; Dermoptera; Cynocephalidae. Gene Ontology annotation, molecular function: chromatin binding. Bases 1 to 7827 code for a protein of 2608 amino acids. The record is from RefSeq and is a predicted model, not a curated record.